CGUGACGCACCAACCCGGAAGAGGAAGCAGCGCGCGCGUGAAUAAGCCGCCGUCCGCGGGAGGCUUUCUUUAUAUCGUGGUCUCCGGUCUCCGUCACUAUGCAGAGAGAGGAGAAGCAGCUUGAACUAUCUCUUGAGGCUCUCAUUAGUCAAGUGGCUGACCUGAAGAAUUCCUUAGUCGGUUUCAUUUACAAGCUGGAAAAUGAAUAUGACCGACUUACCUGGCCCUCAGUGUUAGACAGCUUCGCUCUGCUCUCAGGUCAGCUGAAUACCCUGAAUAAAGUGCUAAAACAUGAGAAGACUCCACUGCUGCGCAAUCAGGUCAUAAUUCCACUAGUGCUGUCUCCAGAUCGUGAUGAGGAGAUCAUGCGGCAGACAGAAGGCCGAGUGCCAGUGUUCAGCCAUGAGGUCGUGCCUGAUCACCUGAGAACCAAGCCUGAUCCUGAAGUAGAGGAGCAAGAGAAGCAGCUGAGCACAGACGCUGCUCGCAUUGGUACCGAUGCGGCACUGAAACAGAUCCAAAGCUUAAACAAAAUGUGCUCAAACUUAUUGGAGAAAAUCAACAAAGAAGACCGAGAGUCUGAGAGUGGAGGUUUACGGCAGAACAAGCAGACAUUCAACCCUGCUGAUACCAAUGCACUUGUUGCAGCUGUGGCCUUUGGAAAGGGUCUGUCAAACAGACGCCCACCCGGUGUAUCAGGGCCUGUACAGUCCGGUCAGCCAGGUGCCAACCCCAUCAUAGCAGGUGCUUCUGCUAUGCAGCAGGUACAAAUGUCUGGAGCAUCAAGCCAGCCACAGUCCAUGCUUGGAGGAGUGCAGAUGGCACAAGCAGGACAGCCAGGUAAAAUGCCCAGCGGCAUAAAAACCAAUAUCAAAUCAGCUUCAAUGCAUCCCUAUCAAAGGUGAGUAGGAAAUAUUCUGGCUUGUUGCUGCUUCUGGACAUCCUUUCAGACUUCAGCUCACUCUCAACAGCAAGAUUACUGACUAUAAGUUCUGUCUCCUGAGAUAAUUUACCUUCUCAUUGAGAUCAUUUAUUUACACGGCUGUGGUUUAUCCCUUGGGACUCAGAAGUGUUCAGUGUGUUCAUACAAAAUGGCAUAAGCAUUCCUUUGGGAAGAACACAUCUGCCGAUGAGCCAGGCCUGGAUGAGGAGCAGAUCUUGACUCUUUUCUACGUGUGUAAAUAUGAAGUCUGAUUGUCUUGGAGUGCGUUUCUUUUGCGAUUAGAAUUGAAUGGUGGUGGUGGAGGAGUAGACAUGCAAGAUGUACAUUUGAUGGUUUUUUUGUUUAAUAAAGAUCAGAUGUUC
Zootoca vivipara (common lizard) is the source of this 1305-nucleotide messenger RNA. It is a transcript of the gene MED8, whose product is annotated as mediator complex subunit 8. Gene Ontology annotation, cellular component: mediator complex; core mediator complex. Lineage: Eukaryota; Metazoa; Chordata; Lepidosauria; Squamata; Lacertidae. Gene Ontology annotation, biological process: regulation of transcription by RNA polymerase II. Gene Ontology annotation, molecular function: RNA polymerase II cis-regulatory region sequence-specific DNA binding; transcription coregulator activity. The record is from RefSeq and is a predicted model, not a curated record.